Molecule: messenger RNA, 1056 nt
Organism: Triticum aestivum (bread wheat)
Lineage: Eukaryota; Viridiplantae; Streptophyta; Magnoliopsida; Poales; Poaceae
Product: probable inactive shikimate kinase like 2, chloroplastic
Exons: 7
Coding region: 115-945 (276 amino acids)
Cellular component (GO): cytosol
Source: RefSeq, a predicted model, not a curated record
AGGUUAUCUGUGUCCCUAUAGUUCACCGAUACAAACGGAGAGGUGGAGCUGAGACUGGACAUUGGAAAGCUUGGCAUCGAGAGUUCAAGAGAUGUUUUUGUUGACGUCGAUGACAUGUCCCUGCUCAUCAGAGCCAAGUCUGAUGGAACACUGAGGACUUUGAUGAAUGUCGGCACGCUAUUCGACAGGGUUAAGUCUUCUGAGACGAUAUGGUUCAUCGAUGAGGAUCAGUUGGUGGUGAAUCUGAAGAAAGUCGAGCAAGAGCUGAAAUGGCCCGACAUUGAUGAAUCCUGGAAAUCUCUCACUGCUGGGAUCACACAGUUAUUGGCAGGUAUUAGCGUUCACAUAGUUGGCGACUCCACGGAUAUCAAUGAGGCGGUCGCCAAAGAGAUCGCUGAGGGCAUCGGGUAUCUUCCAGUUUGCACAAGUGAGCUGCUAGAGAGUGCCACUCAAAAGUCUGUUGAUACCUGGGCGGCCUCGGAAGGAGUGGACUCUGUAGCUGAAGCGGAGUGUGUUGUCCUAGAAAGCCUUAGCAGCCAUGUCCGUACCGUGGUAGCGACUCUGGGUGGCAAGCAAGGAGCAGCGAGCAGGUUCGACAAAUGGCAGUAUCUUCACUCCGGGUUCACAGUGUGGUUGUCGGUGUCGGAGGCCGGUGAUGAAGCCUCUGCCAAAGAGGAAGCCCGGAGAAGCGUUAGCACUGGGAGCGUGGCUUAUGCAAAGGCGGAUGUGGUGGUGAAGCUGGGUGGAUGGGACCCGGAGUACACGCGGGCUGUGGCACAGGGCUGCCUUGUUGCCUUGAAGCAGCUCACCUUGGCAGACAAGAAGCUAGCAGGGAAGAAGAGCCUUUACAUCAGGCUAGGCUGUCGAGGGGACUGGCCAAACAUCGAGCCACCCGGCUGGGAUCCUCAAUCAGAUGCCCCGCCCACCAACAUCACCAACAUCUAGUCCAGCUUCAAGAGCCUUUUUUUUUCCUUUUUCGAGACAUUAUUCGUUGCUUAUGGAUGUACACAUGCCCGUGCAAAACAUUCAAGCCUCAGACAGCCAUACUCUUAUUCA